Molecule: messenger RNA, 1369 nt
Organism: Elgaria multicarinata webbii
Lineage: Eukaryota; Metazoa; Chordata; Lepidosauria; Squamata; Anguidae
Gene: BAG2
Product: BAG cochaperone 2
Exons: 3
Coding region: 26-700 (224 amino acids)
Biological process (GO): protein stabilization
Molecular function (GO): protein-folding chaperone binding; adenyl-nucleotide exchange factor activity
Source: RefSeq, a predicted model, not a curated record
CGCCUUCCUCGUUGCGCAGCUCGCUAUGGCCCAGGCCAAGAUUAGCAGCGCCAAGAGCAGCUCCUGCGGCAGCGAAGCAGCCCAGCAAGCGGGCGGCGGCCACCAGCUUCGAGGUCGCUUCUUCCGCUCCACCUCCAUGGCGGACCGCUCCAGCCGCCUGCUUGAGUGCCUCGACCAGCUGGAGCGGAGGGUUGAAGCAUUGCGUGAUGCUGCUUCUACAAUGGAGCAGGAAAAAGAAACGCUUCUGGAAAUGAUCCACAAUGUACAAAACAGUCAGGAUAUGAGGAACAUCAGUGAAGGUGAAAGAGAAGAACUCAAUCUGACAGCCAAGCGCCUGAUGGGCAGAACCCUCACAGUUGAAGUUUCUGUAGAAACCAUCCGAAAUCCCCAGCAGCAGGAGUCCUUGUUACGUGCCACACGGAUGAUUGAUGAAAUAGUCUGUAAAACCUUGGAUGAUUUGGAAGACUCCAAGAGCCGCUUAAUGUCACUUUACGGAGCAUGUACGUCUGAGGUUCCAUCUGGACCCGUUGAUCAAAAAUUCCAGUCUGUUGUAAUUGGAUGUGCUAUAGAAGAUCAGAAGAAAAUCAAAAGACGGCUAGAGACUCUUCUUAGAAAUAUAGAAAAUUCUGAAAAAUCCAUCAUGCUAUUAGAACAUCAGAAGACAACUGCAAGGCAACUCUGCAACAAUGGAAAAGAUUAAAAGCUAUUGAAUUAUAAAAAUGAAUGUUUCCACACUGUAUACAAAAGCAAAGAAAUGUUGCUGUUAACAUUAAACGUAUGGGGCUUAGUAGUACAAAUCGGAUACCCUUGAAUUUAAGGAGGCCUUGCAUGUCUAUGUAGCCCUUAAAUCAAUUCUUGGGUAUUCAGAGCACACAGGUGGGAGAAUCCUGGAAAAAUACCCUUACCCUAUCCUGGGGGUGAAGAGUAUCCCUGGUUAGACCACCAGUUAAAAAGUGUGUUUAUAUGAAGCACAUCCUGUGGCAGCUACAGGGUUAAGCAGGUGCAAGAACCAUAUGAACGCUCAGCAGUUUUUAUUCCAUGGCUUUUGUUCCCAACAGGUUCAACAGACUAUUUUACCAUGUACGUACAGGGAACAGGUCCUUAAACUGCUGAGUAUAUUUAAAGUAAUAGGUAGCAUAGGUAUAGCCUUAUUUAAAAUACAGUAUUGACUGUAAAUGUAGACAUUCUUAUGUCCUAAGGAUCAACCUUUUCAUAAGCUGUAUCUGGUUUGCUCCCAUUUAGUAUUUUAAUACUUGUAUUGUAAAAUCAUCUCUUCCUUCUAAACUCUGGAAGCUCAGCAGUACCUAUUUUGUUCUUUUCCGUUCUCUAGAAAGCUUCAGUGUUGUCAUACACAAAAAAUUCACCUAGC